AUGGCCUCCUCACAAACCACCUCCAAAAAGGACGACCACAAGACCGCCACCACGGAGAACAAGCCGGACCAGCCGCAGGCCACAGCAGAGCAGAAGCCGGCCGCGCUGGAGGAGGACGACGAGUUCGAGGAUUUCCCGGUUGACGACUGGGAGGCCGAAGACACAGAGGCCGCGAACGGCGGCGGCGGCGGCGAGGGGACACAGCACCUGUGGGAGGAGUCGUGGGACGACGACGACACGACCGAUGACUUCUCAACGCAGCUCAAGGAGGAGCUGAAGAAGGUCGAGGCAUCCAAGAAGCGGUGA
This is a messenger RNA of Thermothielavioides terrestris NRRL 8126, 306 nucleotides long. RefSeq lists its product as uncharacterized. NCBI's taxonomy places the organism in Eukaryota, Fungi, Ascomycota, Sordariomycetes, Sordariales, Chaetomiaceae. The record is from RefSeq and is a predicted model, not a curated record. The coding region runs from base 1 to 306 and encodes 101 amino acids. Gene Ontology annotation, cellular component: proteasome regulatory particle, lid subcomplex; proteasome complex. The transcript is spliced from 3 exons. Gene Ontology annotation, biological process: double-strand break repair via homologous recombination; mRNA export from nucleus; proteasome assembly.